GAGGUAAUUAAAAUCUAUACAGAAAUAAAAAUAUAUAGAAAACCUUUUGCACACAUCAAAGCGAUCCUCAUACGAUAUAUCUAUGGAGUAAAGCAUCUUAUCUAACACAGUUACAUUGCAGUUUUGUUUAUUGACCGUAGUAUUUAGUUAUUAGGAACUCUUCAACUAUUACUUUUUAUCUCAAAAUAUUUAUGAUCAAUAACAAUAUUUUUAUUUUACAUUCAUCACGUGACCACACCAUAAUGUUACAACUACUAGUUAGACAUUUAUUCACUUAAAAUAUACUUUAUGCGUCUUAUUAUUGUAUCAAUUCAAUGUAAAAACACAUUUAUUUGUAAAAAUACCGAAAUAAAAAUCAUCUAAAAAUUAUUAAAGGAGAGACAAUGGUAACUAAGAUUGUUAGCAAAUACCGUAAACGUUUUGGAAACACACUCACUUAUCUAAUUUAGCAUAGAACUUAGAUCUGAUUUGAUACCUGGAAAUGUGGCCAGAAACUGCAUUAUCGAGUGGAGUAGGCUCCCUGAAGCGAUAACUCAGUUACUUAGAUGUCCAGGAGUGCGGGCCUGUGGUAUAUAGCAGGGACCUUGCUUGGGCCUGCCACUGUUCAGCGCCAACUCCACAGACCAACAGCACUAUUUGACAUGGCCUCCAAGACCGUACUGUGUGUUCUGCUGCUGACGGCUCUUGUGCUCACCGUCUGUGCUGACCCGGCCAAUAUCGGCACGUGCAUCCGCAACUGUGCGCAGUGCAAGAAAAUGUUCGGCUCUUACUUCGAGGGCCAGCUGUGCGCCGACUCCUGCCUCAAGUUCAAGGGCAAGCUGAUACCGGACUGCGAGGACGUAGCGUCCAUCGCUCCCUUCCUCAACAAGUUCGAGUAGAGCUGCUGGAGAUCUGGAGCCUUGGAGUCUAUGGAGCCAAGAAGACGUCUCUUACUGUGCUACCGCUUAGGUGCUAAAAGCAACCCAUAUAGCUAAUGUAAGCGUGUGAUGUAUUACUGUCAAAGGUUGCUUUGUAAGUAAGCGGAUACUAUUGUCUGUCAGAUGUAGUAUUAAAAAUUGAUAGAGUUUCUUGUAGGCGCUUUAUCACUUCACCAAGUUGUUGCGUACAUUGAAAAGCCACCCUAUGACGUUAGUGCCAUCUAUAUAACUAUUUUUUUAGUUGUUUUCAACCAAUUAUUCUUAUGAUAUAUUUGUGAAAACAGGUAGAAGGCUACUUUAUUAUGCUAAACAUUAUACUUAUUUGACAAACAGAUACAAUAUGAUUAGAUAUACCUUUUGUUAUUAGCAUGUCUAAUAAGGUAUUCAGUGAAAACCUGUACAGGUAUUAUGUAUAAUCCUAAUCAUGUGUUAUGCUUUUUUAUUUGCAUUAGAUUAGUCUUUAAAAAUCCUCGCUUUUAUUUACAAAAACUACAAAAAUAUAUAGGCUGACAAAGAGAAUGCACGUGAUUUUUAUAUCAGGUGCAAAAUUCACUGUUUGGUAUUGCUGUAUGCCACUGCGUUUCUGGUCUAUAUAUGUAAUUUAUUCUUAAGAGUGUGUACGUGCUUUAAACAAAAACGAGUGUGCAAUAACUGAAGAAGUAAAUAUUAUAUUUCUUGUCUUUCACUUUAAAUUACUCCCAUCGUAUAUGAAAAAACCUCAAUUGUUUUAAAAUAUUUGCAAUUUAUUUAGUACAAUAAUAACGAUAAUCCCACAUGCCUUACUUUAUCGAGCGUAAUAUAUAUUCCCUAAAGAAACUUUAACAAUUUUUUUUUAAUAAACUUUAAAAGUCGUCCUUUUAUUAUCUACACAGAAACUAGAUAUCACCUAUGGUAGUUAAAAAAUUGUAUUGACUUUUUUUAACUAUAAAUUGAUUCUUAAAUUUCAUUCAAAUAUGAGAAAGGUAUAUCUAUUCAACUUUUAAAGUAAAAUUAAUUAUUUCACCAUUAAUGCACAGUAUACAUUUUGAAGUUAGAUUAAUAACGUAAGCCGUAUGAAAUAAAAAUAUAGAAUACCUAAUACUGUUUAAAUUCCAUGAAUAAUUUCCCUCCACUACUGCAGUAACAUAACUUACUGUUAAUAAUAAUAAUAAAUUAAUUGCAUUAGUCAUAAGAUAUUUACAAUGCAUUUACGAAUAAGAACUAGUCAAUUAUUUCAUUGUAGAAAGUUUAGAUCAUUGUGUUGUAUUAUGUAUAGUGCGUUUGUAAUUGCUUUGAAGAGCAUUCAG
This is a messenger RNA of Homalodisca vitripennis (glassy-winged sharpshooter), 2203 nucleotides long. RefSeq names its product eclosion hormone-like. Lineage: Eukaryota; Metazoa; Arthropoda; Insecta; Hemiptera; Cicadellidae. The record is from RefSeq and is a predicted model, not a curated record. Bases 546 to 878 code for a protein of 110 amino acids. The transcript is spliced from 2 exons. Gene Ontology annotation, molecular function: ecdysis-triggering hormone activity. Gene Ontology annotation, biological process: ecdysis, chitin-based cuticle; neuropeptide signaling pathway.